AGAUGUGCGGCUCUCUGACGCUUCAGUGCGCUGCGGGAUUCGGAGGAGUGCGGAGCUUCGAACGGGUACCAACAACUAUAAACUGCAGCAUAAGCGGAGACGGGCUGACUCCCGUCCACGCCACCUCCUCUUAGCGCGUCCAGCGGGUCGUGACUCGCGCGCCCGUGAGACCCCGAGCGUCGGCAUUUGCCUCGGUCGCGGUCUUUGGAUCACCUGGGCAGCGUGAGCCGCCGAGCUGAUGGAGAGACGCGGGUCUGGUGCCAGCCUGGAGCGCAGAUGAGCGCGGAGCGUGACGGAGCGCGGCGCAGACUCUGCAGGCUGGGAGAGGUCCGCUCUCCCGCACCACCCGCGUGAGUCCACAAAAAGGACAACGGCACCUCCGUGGAUUUUUUAUUUCCGUUUGUUCGCCGGAGACGCACGGGGGGAUGUGACCACUUUCCACAUGCGUUUGCGAGUGGCACGAGCUGGUGUCCAGAUUGAGAAGAGCGAAAACUGCAGGGGCGUGUAGUUAAUUGAAAUCGAUCCAGAGGUCUCUCUUUUUUUUAAUGUGAAUCAGCAGCGGCAGAGGUUUUCAUCUCCUCUCCUCUCCUUCUUUCCUUUCCUCCUCUCCUUUCCUCCUCUCCUAUCCAACAUGACUUCACUAUCGGGGACCAAGGAGAGGUCUGUGAGCAGCCGGAGCAGGAAACAUGGGAUGCCUGACACGUCGCCCACCAAGUCCGCCUCCUUCUUCCCCGACGCCUGGUACCAGAGCAGCCGAUCCGGGACACGUCCCGCUCCAGAGGGUGCCGGCUCCAUGCCGAGCUCCACGGGCACCCCGUCCCCCGGCUCGGGCAUCUCCUCGCCCGGCUCCUUCUCCGGCUCGCCGGGCACCAUCUCUCCGGGCAUUGGAACGGGCUCGCCCGGCUCUCUGGGCGGCUCCCCGGGGUUCGGCACUGGGUCGCCCGCCUCGGGCAGCGGAAGCUCACCCGGGAGCGAAAGGGGGAUUUGGUGCGAGAACUGCAACGCUAGGCUCGCGGAGCUGAAGAGACAAGCGCUGAAACUUCUGAUCCCUGGACCUUACUCCAGCAAGGAUCCCUCCUUCUCUCUCCUCCUCCAUGACAAGCUCCAGGUGCCCAACAGUUCCCGCAGGGCGUGGAACGAGCGCGACAGCCGCUGCGACGUGUGCGCCACGCACCUCACGCAGCUCAAACAGGAAGCCGUGCGCCUGGUCCUCACUCUGGACCAGUGGGACCUGUCUCCCCCGUCCUCCCCUCCCUCCCUGACGGGACGAUACCCCUCUCAAGGUCCUCCGGGUCUAAUGGCAGCAUCCGGGGCGCACGGGUGCCCAGGAUCCCGCGACUGGCCUCCCGCCUUCCCCCCUUCAGCCUCCCCCUCCGCGGCCUCCGCCUCCUCACAUCCUCCCCCCCAGUCAUCCCAGUCCCCCUCCCCGAGCCCCAGUCAGACCCCGACACCCAGCCCCAGCAACGGACCCGCCGUCCCCAGUCCGUCCGGCAGCGCCCCCGCAAACCCACAGGCUCAAGGCCACAGGCUGGGGUCCAAGCCCAGCUCCCUCGGGCUGGGGGGUGGGACCGACCGGAGGAAUGGGUCCCCGGGUUCAGGAAAAGCGGCUGGUGUCCAACAGCAACCCAUGACCGGAGUCAACAGCCCGGGCAGCAAUAACGGUGGCGGAGCAGUACUGAGCGCAGCCGCCCUGCAGACCCAUCAGCACACCAACAGAACCAAUGGAGGCGUCACACUGUACCCCUACCAGAUUUCCCAGAUGAUCUCUGAAGCCUCCAGGGACGGACUGACUGAAGCCGCCCUCAACCGCUACAACACACACUCCCCUUCACACAGCAGCUCCCCCUCUCACACCCCAGCUGCCACCGCCACCUCUGCCGCCGCGUCCUUCUUUGCCAGAGCUGCACAAAAGCUGAACUUAGCCUCCAAGAAGAAGAAGCAGAAGACGGCCACAGUCGCAGCCCCAGCGUCGUCUUCAUCGCUGUCAUGCGACCCCCCUCUGUUCCCCACUAACUUUAGCUCCGCCCUGCUGAUGGCUCCUCCCCCAGCCCCGCCCUGCCUUCUUCGAGCAGCCAAUAAGAUCAAAGAUACUCCUGGCCUUGGAAAGGUGAAAGUGAUGGUGCGCGUCUGCCCAGCGUCUCAGCUGGAUCCAGCUGAGUCCAGCUCCUUCCUCAAGGUGGAUCCCAGGAAGAAGCAGAUCACCAUCAUGGACCCCUCGGCCAAUCAGACAAGCACUGCCUCCCAGAAGAGGGCCGGCUCCAACCAGGCGCCUCCCAAGAUGUUCACGUUUGAUGCCGCGUUCCCUCCGGACGCCUCACAGGCGGAGGUGUGCGCCGGAACGGUUGCCGAGGUGAUUCAGUCAGUGGUGAAUGGAGCAGAUGGCUGUGUCUUCUGCUUUGGACACUCCAAGCUGGGCAAAUCGCACACCAUGAUUGGCCGUGACGACUCCCUGCAGACGCUGGGCAUCAUCCCUUGUGCCAUCUCUUGGCUGUUCAAGCUCAUCAACGAGAGGAAAGAGAAAACAGGAGCGCGCUUCUCCGUCCGCGUCUCUGCAGUCGAGGUUUGGGGGAAGGAGGAGAACCUGAAGGACCUGCUGUCAGACGUGGCCACAGGCAGUUUACAGGACGGACAGUCACCUGGAGUGUAUCUGUGUGAGGACCCCAUCUGUGGCAUGCAGCUCCAGAACCAGUCUGAACUUCGUGCUCCGACGCCGGAGAAGGCGGCAUGGUUUCUGGACGCAGCCAUAGCGGCUCGGCACAGCAGCCAGCGCCUGAACACCACCGAAGAAGAGCACAGGAACUCCCACAUGCUGUUCACGCUACACAUAUAUCAGUAUCGCAUGGAGAAGACGGGCAAAGGAGGAAUGUCAGGAGGUCGCAGUCGCCUCCACCUGCUGGACCUGGGGAGCUGUGACGUCAAAGUACUAGGAGGAGGAGGAGGAGGAGGAGGAGGGAAAAGCAAGGAGAACUCCUCACCCAGCUCGGCCCCUCUGUGCCUCUCUCUGUCCGCCCUCGGGAACGUGAUCCUGGCGUUGGUCAAUGGGAGCAAACACAUCCCAUACAAGGACAGCAAGCUGACCAUGUUGCUAAGGGAGUCGCUAGGCAACAUGAACUGCCGGACCACCAUGAUUGCUCACAUCUCUGCCUCACCCAGAGAUUUCUCAGAAACCCUUUCCACCAUCCAGAUCGCUUCCCGCGUCCUUCGCAUGAAAAAGAAGAAAACUAAAGUCCCGGUGCAAUACACCUCCAGCUCCUCCGGAGGCGAGAGCUCCUGCGAGGAGGGUCGCAUGCGUCGCCCCACCCACCUGCGUCCCUUCCAUCACCGCGGCGACAGCGACUCGGGCCUCCCGCUGCUGCGCCUGUCCAGCGACCCCGACGAGUACUCGAGCAGCGAGCAGUCAUGCGACACGGUCAUCUACGUGGGCCCGAACGGAGCCGCGGUGUCGGACAGAGAGCUGACGGACAACGAGGGGCCCCCGGAAUUCGUGCCAAUCAUUCCGGCUUUGCUUCGAGGAAAAACGUGCGAUCAGAGUCAGGGAGCAGGAGCCCAGAAGCUGCAGUGUCAGCCAGAGGAGCAGCCCAGCGGGCCCGCUCAGCCCCAGGCCUCGCAGUCGCUGCUCGGGCAGCCGCUGGCCCCCGUCCCAGAGGAAGGAGCCGAGUGUCUGAAGUGCAACACGUUCGCUGAGCUGCAGGAGAGACUGGACUGCAUCGACGGCAGCGAGGAGGUGGCAAAGUUCCCGUUCGAAGAGGUUUCGAGCAAACAAGCUGCCAAACCAGAGUCAUGCCCCUCGUCAUCGGCCCCAAAUGCAGCUCCCGUUGCUGUGAUGGAUGCAGAACCAGUGUUCUUGCCCACAUCUCCAGGCUCUGCGUGCGCUGCCGGAGGUGCGGUGCAGCCCCCCCUCACCUCGGCAGCAGCGGCGGCCAGGAGGAGAACCAAUGACCAGCAGCUGCAGGAGAUCAAGGAGGUGGUGGAGGAGGCGGAGCUGGCCCAGACGAUGAUCCACAGUUUGGCCCAAGGUUCUGGCUCCCCCAUAGUCACCGGCACCAGGACGGUCACCGGAAGCAGCAGCAUCAGUUCCAACGCCCUGCACAGAGCCAAGAUCUCCAGCCUGCACGACAGCCACGAGAACCUGAACGUGGGCGUCGUCUGUGAGGGGAAGGGACGCCCGCUGGGGUCGCCGCGCCUCGGCAUCGCCAGCCUGACCAAAACCUCCGACUACAGGCCUCCGUCCUCUCCAUCCCAGCGCUGCAAAGUUUACACCCAGAAGGGCGUGAUGCCGGCGACGCCGCCGCCGUCCUCCCACACGCUGGCUCAGGACGGCCAGGCCGGGGACGCGCUCACCUCAGACAACAGUCUGGCUGCAGACAGCGGCCGCUCGUCCACGGAGUCUCCGCUGUCCAGGACCUCUCCCGUGGGCAUGAGCCCGCAAGUAGCAGAGCCCCCCCCCUCCCUGUCCGCCAGCCUGGGCUCGGCUGAGACGCUGUGCGACGAUGACGUCCCGCCGAUACCCAUGGAUACGCACAAGGAGGCCUCGGGACUGGCGGCGUGUGCGGGACCGGGCGGAGGCCUCCGCGCGGGGGAGGAUGAGCUGGGCUGCGCCGGCGCUGACGACGCAGAGGCAGAUCUGGGUCCGAGCUGCCGCCCGAUGAGCAUCGUCAGCUUCAGCAGCGACUGCGGCUCCGUCGGCGCUCCGUCGUCGGGCUCUCAACCCGUUCACAUCCUUGGUGCUGACGAGGAGGCGCUCCCUGUGGAGCGCUAUCACGCGCCUGCGGGUCUGGCAACGAGCUCGGGGGUCACGGAGGUCGUCGCCAUGGCGGAGGUUGCAAUGUCCAGGCUGCGCAUGGAAGGCGAGGCCUUAGCCACAGUGAUGUCUAACUGCGGCUCCCCCAUGUCCUCCUGGAUGAGUGACCUGAGCAUGGGCAGCGAGGCCGACCAGUCCCUGCACAGCUUCAGUCAGUCUCAGAGCCAGCAGGGCGAGGCCCUGGCCGAACCCGAGCCCAACACAAACCCGGGCAUCGGCGGCACGAGGAGAGGGAGUCUGGACGGAGAGGUUGUGCUGUCAGACAACGGGAGCGAGAAAGGAACUCCCACCAAGGACAAGCUGAGAAAGCUGCCGCCCUCCAUGGCUAAAACCAACAUCCAGCUCCUGGCCGGACCCGGGAGCCUCGCUCCUUUCAAGAGCUGCAUCAGCGUUCACCCGUGUGUGGCUGUGAAGCCCAUGGUGCUGCAGGAACCGACCAUCCUCUCCUCGCCGACAAAGUCCAGCUUCACCAAAGACUCGGGCAAGUUCAGCGCGGCGCUUUUAGCGUCUCUUUCCACCGAGAUGAGUUUCGAAGACCCCUGGUUGAAGCGCAAAGUGGACGAUGGGAGGAGCGUUUGUGAAGUGAAGCCAGAGAGGAGGGAGGCGGCGUAUUUAAAGGCCAACGCUGGGAGCGGAGACCUCCGGAGCUUCAAGGAUGGCGCUGAUCGCGGCGGUGAGGCGGUGUCGUCCCCAGACUCCUCCAAGAGAGUGGUGGACGGCUGCGAGAUGGUCCUGCUCGUCGCCCAGGGAGACUUCCUGACCAGCAGCUACAACCCAGACGUCCACCGGACCGCCAGCCUGCCGCGCGGCUGGCACCGCCUGAACCGCCACGACGGCCUGGACCACGGCCCGGAGUCGGGCGGCCCCGGCGUCACCACGUCCACGCCCUGCAGCCCUCGGGCCACGCUGGACCGCCGCGGCUCCAACGGGAGGCAGGGCUUCUUCUCCCACAAGAAGGGCGGGGUCCCACCUCUGCCGCCGGUACGGAAGUCCAGCCUGGACCAGCGCAACCGGGCCGCCAGCCCGCUCCACCCGCCGAGCCUCGGGCCCUCGGCGCCGGGCGACGACGCCGGCGGCACCAGGCAGCGGGGCUCCAGCAUCGACAGCAGCAGGCUUUUCAGCGCCAAGUUGGAGCAGCUCGCCAACAGAACUAACUCGCUGGGUCGGGCCCCCGGCGCCCACGCGGGCUCCCACCACUAUGACUGCUUCUCCCUGGAGAGAGGCGGGAGCCUGAGAGGGGGAGGAGCGGGCCCGAGGGGGGACACCAUGCCCCGCACCGGACGCAGCCUCACGCGCGCCGGCUCCGUGUCUUCCAGCGCAAACGCAAGCGCCUUUAGCACCGGCUCGGGUCCAAGCAGCGCUCCGCAGUCUCCGGCCAAAACCGCCGGCGGGUCGAAGAUCUCAGCUGUCAGUAAGCUGCUGAUGACCAGCAGCCCUAAGGCACGGAGCCUGUCGGCCUCCAGCACCAAGACCCUCAGCUUCUCCACCAAGUCGCUGAGCCAAGCUAGCAGCCGCAGCUCCAGCCUUCCUCCCAACGGAAAGCCACAGAGCUCAGCUCAGGGCCCGGUGCAGCAGCAGCAGCAGCAGCAGCAGCAGCAGGGACCCUCCCCCGCGUCCUGGUCCACUCAGUCUCUGAGCCGCACCCGGGGAGGGAGCCUGACUGCCAAGCUGCCCCUCCGGGCCGUCAACGGCCGGAUAUCGGAGCUCCUGCAGGGCAGCGCAGGCUCCCGCUCCAGGAAUCAGGCCCAGAGCGGGGGAACGGAUGCCGGGAAUGAGAAAGGAGCCGCAGGGGCGAGCGGCUGGGGAAGUGGAGCCGCGGGCAGCGGAGGCGGCGUCCAGGCGGAGGAGAAGGCCGACGCGGUCCAAACGCUGCCGUCGCCAUACAGCAAGAUCACCGCUCCCCGAAAACCGCACCGCUGCAGCAGCGGCCACGCCAGCGACAACAGCAGCGUGCUGAGCGGGGAGCUGCCCCCGGCCAUGGGCAAGACGGCCCUGUUCUACCACAGCGGCGGCAGCAGCGGCUACGAGAGCAUGCUGAGGGACAGCAGCGAGAACACGGGCAGCGCGUCCUCGGCGCAGGACUCGCUCAGCGAACACAGCUCGGCCACCGCCUCCUCCAGACGCAGCUCCAAGGGCGGCAAGAAGAGCAGGAGCAACACAGGCCUCCAGCGGCGGCGUCUCAUCCCUGCGCUGACCUUGGACUCGUCCUCCUCACCUUCUCAUCGCUCCUCCAAACAGCCCAUCACAUCCUCUUCUUCGUCCUCCUCCAGCCCAGGUGCAUGCUGGGUAGACGGCCCGCUGGGUCCUCCGGCACCUUCAGGCCUCCGGGGCGCGACCGCGACGACAGAGACCUUUGAGAUCAAGGUGUAUGAGAUAGAUGAUGUUGAGCGACUGCAGAAGAGGAGAGACAAGGGCGGGAGCAAGGUGGUGCAUGUCAGCGCCAGGCUCCGGCUGCUGGAGCACCGCCAGCAGCGAAUCAGCGAAGUCAGAGCCAAGUACCAGUGUCUGAAGAAGGAGCUGGAGCAAACCAAGCAGUACCUGAUGCUGGAGCCGCACAAAUGGACCAGCGAGUUUGAGCUGCAGCAGGUCUACGAAGUGGACUCACUGGAAUAUCUGGAAGCUCUGGAGACGGUGACGGACAAACUGGAGACCAGAGUCAACUUCUGCAAAGCCCAUCUCAUGAUGAUCACCUGCUUCGACGUGUCCUCCAGACACCGGUAGGCCGGAGGAGCAGCGGACGCCCGGACCCGGACAUCCAGAUGUGGACGGGCCCAAACGACGGAGGGACAGAGGCCACAAACGUGGUCACUUAUACAGAAAAGAAGUGGAAAAGACACAUUUCUAGUAUCUUCCCAGAGAACUGAAAAACUGCUCUGCUGGAAAAAGCCCCGACUGAGACGAACACAGAGGAAAAUAGAGAAGAGGGAUUUUUCAUCCCACAGAUUUGAAAGCACACUUUUUAGAUCAAACACGGACGAGGGCCACUGACUCCAGAACCAAGAGGAGGACAAAGAAAAGGAUUUAGAUAAGUGCCUUGUGAACAUUUCAACAAAACCAAGACGGCUUCUCUCCUCUUCUGUCUGAGGAUGCAGUGAGUUUGGUGCUAGCAUAGAAAACAAAACACGACAGAGCAGCGUCCUUGGAAAAUCUGAAUUAAGAGCCAUCCAUUAAAGUGAUGUUUUACUGUGGGUUCACUAUAUCAUAAACGGUUCAUACAAUAUAUUGAGCUGUACUCGAUGGACUGAGAUACUAGACUAGAUGUAAAGGCUUCGGGUCCCAAAAAGUGAAUCUGAAAACAAAUGCAGGAGUUUUCCAGGACACAGAUGUUUGUGUGUUUGUUAAAUCUUCAUCUUACUGGUCAUUUGCAGCAAAUUCCCUGAAAUUGCAUUUUGUUUGUGUAAAUCAGGACACUUCAAACUAAGCUCUAUUGGUUUGGUGAGAGUUUUUUAGGACUGAAAUAUUAUCUAUCAGGUAAAUGGACACAUCUGGAUGAGUAAGCGCUUGGUUGUGACCAAGCUAACAAAAAUAGGGACACACUAACUGUAGUGGAAAUUUGUUGUUUUUCAAACAAAUUGAUUAAAAUAUUAACAAAUGAAAAACCAGUUUCCAGGAAAAUGGCUGCAAAGUACCAGGAAAUAAAGUCCUGCUGUUUGACUUGACGAAGAAAAAGAAAACGCUGAUGCUGGAUUCUGUGAAGUUGUUUUUACUUUAGCUUCGGUCACAAAUGCAGGACACAUCUGAACUUUGACCUUUCGGGCCGUACGGCUGAUUCAGUGUAGUCCCUCAAUACAGAUGAUGGCUUUGUAAUGUUCACGUUGCAGUGAAACCUCCAAGUCGCGGGGGAGUCGCUGUUGUCUCUGAACCAGAGCAUUCAUCGACUGAGCGACUUUGUGGCCGACAGACAAACUGUCUUUUAUUUGUAUCUGUGUUGUUCUGCUCUAAUCUAAAACUGAAUGAUUCGUCCACGUGUGUGUUUUAUAAUAAGCUAUGCUUUUUUUUUAUUUCAGUACAAUGGGACCAUGUAGAGAUUAUGUGAGGUCAUGAGAAUGGACAGAAAAGACAGGACAAAUCCAUCAAAAAUACUGUACAGUGUUAAAAUGAGUGAAGAUAAAACCUGGACUGAAGUUUUUGUUUCUAUUCAAUUCCUCUAUUAUGAGCAGACGUUGUAAAGGAAGCAUGAAAAAGACUAGAAGACAAGAUGAUGACCAAAUCAGAGGCAUAGAUCUCUGCCUGGUUCCAUGUUUCUUGGAUGCAUAGGAACAUUUACAUUUUGUUAAUAUUACUAUCUAUGGUGCUUGAGAUGUUUAUGAUCUAAAUGUUUGUAUAAAUAUACAUAUAAGAAAGGGUCUGUUCCCGCGCUGAUACAGAACAACACCCACUGAAUGCUUCUUCUGCAUCGCCGUCAUCUAGUCCCUUGUUCCCACCGUAGGGGAGGUAGAAGGAGAACGAGGCUUCACGGGAGAGGAAACGUAGGGCGAACACACAGGAAGCGUCCCAGAGAAGCCUCCUCUCGUCAGCUCGCCAUGCAAGUCGUGAAUGAACCUUUUAUUUAUUUGGGCUCGGAGGAACAGAGUCGCUGAACAGUGUUCUUAUUUAUUUUCACCUCAUGUUCUUAAAGACGUUACUAUGCAUUAUAAGAAAAAUACCUGUACAUACUCAGCUGAGCCCAUGCCACAUAUACCUAUAUAUACUGUACACAUAUCGUACAUACUCAUCUUUAUUUUAGAUAUUUUCUGUUAGUUUUCGUUGAUUUGCUCCCGUCGUUCUUGUUGGGAUGUUAAUGGGUUUGGGUUUCCUGAAACGUCCACAUCCAGGGCAAUUAUGCAGAUUGAAAAAAAAUAUAUAAAUGCACAACAAAUUUAGAAGAAUGAACAAAAAAGUGUUAUAUUAAAAAGAAGACAUGUGUAAAUUGAAAUUGUGUAUUUGCCGGUUGAUGUUUUGGGAACCCCGCCUCUGGAUGAGCUGUACUUGUCUCUAGGUUUAAGAUGCUGCGUGUGAGGUUUCCUUCCUCAAUACGUCACUGCCAAAUGUACCACGGUAGCGCUUUAUAAUUCUAGCAAUAAACAUCGGCCUGCCCCGCGUUGUUAAGAGCCCAAACAAAGGUUUCAAAAAUGGUGCUUCACAUGAACCCACACCUCGAAAGCCGCCUGCUCCAGCAGGUGCGCUGCUGCAUGCCGUGCAGGGGCCUUCGGGAAUUCUAAUGUGCUAUGUGGAAACCUGGCACGUGGCAUCUUCUCAAAGCGUGUCGUGUGUUAAGUCCUGUCUCGGUCUGGACCGCGUUUUCCAAAGCCACGCGUCAUCGGCGGCAGUCGGAGACGCUCCCGUCAAUUCAGAACCGAUCACAGCUGCUGAAGUGCCGCCCGCGGCACACGAUCCGCGUGAAUCCCAGAGGUUAAGUGCGAGAUUGUCACCGCGCACGUGUUUGCUGAGACGCGCGAUUCAAGUCGCGUCCUCUGCAGAUGUUCGGGUUUUGGGAAAUGUGGUCCGGCACCAAAACGGAGGGGAUGUAAAUAAAGGAAUGUACUGAAAGAGG
Molecule: messenger RNA, 10334 nt
Organism: Betta splendens (Siamese fighting fish)
Lineage: Eukaryota; Metazoa; Chordata; Actinopteri; Anabantiformes; Osphronemidae
Gene: kif26ba
Product: kinesin family member 26Ba
Exons: 28
Coding region: 632-7522 (2296 amino acids)
Biological process (GO): microtubule-based movement
Molecular function (GO): microtubule motor activity; microtubule binding; ATP binding
Source: RefSeq, a predicted model, not a curated record